UGCUUCAUCCCAUGAGCUAAGCCCUCCCUUUCCUGACAUCACUGUGAUCUCCCCUACAACUGCGUGAAAGCAGCUUAUCCUGGUGAGGACUGUGACGGACCAGCGCCUAUCCUUGAAUCACAGGGUGUGAGGCAGGACAGACAGAAGAUGACAGUUCUCCCCCUCGAUUGGAUGCCCGGAUGGGACCUAUCACGGGGUUUUUUUUCAUUUCCCUUUGUUACUUAUCUGUGUCACUAUCUGCCGAAGACGGCAGUGACCUGCUUUGCCUUUUUUUUAAAAUUCAGAAAUGAACAGAUGUUCUUUUCAGUGAAGUAUGAACUCUCCUUUUGCUGUGAUUCCUUUUGCAGAAAAGACAUAUGAGGCACUGUGCUCGGUGUAGCAAUGUUGCCUGACCACACAGCAACUCACUGAGCCUCAUUUCUACAUUCCCUACUUCCUGAGUUCCAACUGGCUAUUAUUCGAUUUUGUGGAGGUCUUCACACUAGACAAUUAUUACAAAGCGUAACAAGAUGUCAGAAGCAACAGGUCCAGUUUCGUUUCGUCCUGGUUCUGUUCCAGUCACGCCCUCGGAGUUCGGGACCUUCGACGACAUUGAUCUGAUUACUGAGCUGCCCACACACACAAAAAAAACCGCUUUGACGGGAGAUGGAUUAAGGUUUCAAAGUACAGCACGUCGGAAGGUUUACUUCCUGGAUUAUAUCCUGGUUGGAAACAUCAACAACAAACACCAGAAAAAAGCAAAUUUAAUGAGAACUGUGCAGACCUUUUCCACCUGACUGCUGUGGCAAGAUCCUACCAUGGAACAUUUAGAUUCCCAGAGGCGAGAUGAGGGCUCCCAGAAGAGAUCCCCCUUUGACUUGAUCAUGAAUCAGAUCCGGAGGAAGAAAUCCUUCACCGAGAGCCGUCAGCGGCCCUCAGUCAGCCGUUUCUUCUGGCCAUCCGAAAACUCGGAGAAAAGGGGGAAAGGCAACCCUGAGACGAAGGAAUGUGAGAGCAAAGAAAGUUCCCCAGCGGAGGACAAAGAAAAUGUUGGACCACAAACAGGAGGUGGUGACCCCGCGGACUCUGAUGUGUGCUCAGUGGUGGGAUGGGGUCGCGUGAAGCAGUUCGCCCAGAAACUGGGGAAGAGGCCGGACAGACAGACACUGAGUCUCAGCCACUGUGACCUCACGGCCACAGAUGUGGUGGAACUGGCAACAAUGCUUCCAUUCUUGGCACUAUUGGAGGAGCUAGACCUCUCCUGGAAUGAUUUAAUUGGUGGCUCACUAAAGGCUUUGACCUUUCACCUCCAGCAUGUAAACAAACUGAAGACCCUGAAGCUCAGCAACUGUAGACUUACAGUUGAAGAUGUCACAGCACUAGGAGAAGCGCUCGAUUACAUCCCGAUGCUAGAGGUUCUGGAUCUGUCCUGGAACAGCUGCAUUGGAGGAAACCUGCAGUGUCUCGCAAGGUGCUUUGUGCGUGCUUGCAAGGUGAAAGAAUUCCAUCUAGUGGACUGUCAGCUCACUGCAGAGGAUGCAGAAACUCUGGGCCAGGUACUGUGUAUGAUGCCUCACCUGGAGGUUCUGGAUCUGUCUGCCAAUAAACUCCUGGCUGGGGGUUUGAGGGAUCUGACCCUACAACUGAGGCACACCCCUCGUCUCCGAGCUCUCCGCUUGCACCUGUGUGGACUGCAGCAGGACAGCAUUCAUACGCUGGGCAGCGCUUUCCAGUUCCUCCCAGAUCUGCAGCAGCUGGACCUGUCGUGCAACAAGGAGGCUGCCGGAGGGUUUGCCCAGGGAGCUGCUCUGAUGAUUCAGCUGAAACACCUGCAGCUCCUGGACUUACACCUGUGCUGCCUGACAGAGGAGGACAUGGCAGCUCUUAACCAGGUGGCUCCUUCCCUUUGUGACCUCAGAGUGCUGGAUUUAUCAUCCAAUAAGAAGAUUGGUGGCGUAUCCCAACAGCUGUUUCCCUCCCUUCCACUGUCAAAGAUGAGGCAAAUUCUGUUGUACAACUGCUGUCUGACUGGAGACUCCUACCGAUCCCUAGCUGAAGCGAUGCAGCAACUGUGUGAGCUGGAGACUCUGAACUUGUCCUGGAAUAAGUGUGUGGGGGGGAACCUCAAGAUGCUGUUGGAUUCCUUGAAGCCUAAAUCUCGCCUGCAAGAACUGAAGCUGAGCAGCUGCAACCUGACCACAGAAGACAUGGUGCACUUAGCAUCUGUUUCACGUUCAGGAGCGCUCGUCCACCUGAAACAUCUGGACCUGACGUACAAUGACACGGUGGGGGACCAGGGCUGGGCCCACUUUUUCCAGAGGGCUGAGGGUCUGCGGGAGCUGGUGGAACUGGACCUCAGCCUGCGUCCCUCUGCCCGCCGGGACGCAUCCCCCUGGCUGGGCAGCCUGCUGAGCUGCCUGCCCCGCCUCGCUGCACUUGCUGACCUGGGCAUGCACCGCUGGGUCCUCACUGCCCAGCAGAGGGCCAGCCUGGAGGCCUUCAACAGAGACGGCAAGAGGAACAUCACUUUCAGCUGCUAUCAGUCCUCCACGGGGUCGGAUGAAGGGGAACCAGACAGCCGGCAUCUUGGGAGCACAAUAGAGAAAUGAUCAAAAAAGUGGAUGCUUGUCUUCCUUAAGUGAUAAUUCCACACUGAAAAGUGAGAAGACCGUUUCGGCUGUUGAACAGGUGCGAAUCAGCAGAAGGCGGCUCAACAACAGAACGCUCUUCAAGUGUUAAUAAAGGAAAACUGAUGGUCUAAGUCAUUUUUUAGCUCUGGAUAAUAGGGUUUUACGUCUCUAUAGUUUAUGUAUAAUGAUAUGUGGGGUGUUAAAUGAUUUAUGAUUUAGGCGGUUUUAUGCCUGCUUUUUAUGGUCCAGAACUGAAAGGUACGGUAUUUGACCCCACUGCUUUACAUAGACAAAUCAUUUUAAAAGUGUUUUUAAAUUCCAAAAGAUAGCAUUUUAUACCACUAUUUACCUGAAUUAAAUUAUGGGACUAAAAUUGUAAUCACAACAUUAUUUAUCCAGUGAAAAGGUAUCAUAUUUCAAAUUGUUUUUUGGAACUUUUCAAAUAAAAAGUGGAAAAAGGAUUGUGAAACUA
This is a messenger RNA of Lepisosteus oculatus (spotted gar), 3081 nucleotides long. RefSeq names its product leucine rich repeat containing 31 (gene lrrc31). Lineage: Eukaryota; Metazoa; Chordata; Actinopteri; Semionotiformes; Lepisosteidae. The record is from RefSeq and is a predicted model, not a curated record. Gene Ontology annotation, molecular function: protein binding.